AUGGUGUUACGAAAGAUCAAUCAAUCUAAUGGUGAAGAGGAAGGCAAAGAAAUCCAUACCGCAGAGUCGGUCAGGUCACCAGCCAGGUCGUCGGGCAGCCGGCAUGAGAGUAAAACUCAUGCCAGAAACCGCAAGAAGCACCAGGCCCAGAAAGCGCGACGAAAGCUCUACAAACAGACGCAAAAGCGCCGUCGUAACGGUGACGACCACGUCGCCCACCCAGACUCCAACGACGACGACCCUAACUCCCCCGUUUGCUAUGAAGCGUCUGCAGUGAAGACUUCCGGUUCCCCCUCCACCGGAGCCUCUCAAGCACAUCCACAGAGCAAAGAGCCACUCCACUUCCCCGAUUCCACUCCCCCCCUCAUUUCUCACUUGUCCAAAACCAACGCAGCAAAAGACAAGCUGCCUGCAGCUGCAGAGGGGUCGACGAUGGGAGGCUCCGUUUCCGCCUUCGAGAAGGAGCAAGAGACAGCGGAGUCUCGACUUUUCGCCCUUCUCGAGGAAGGGGCUGACCACGUAUCCAACAGUGGAGUCAGUUCAAGUGCUUUGUCUAGCCCUACGGCUUCUCCGAAAACCGAAGGAUCCAGUUAUCGUCGCAAAAAGAAUGGAAAAAGAAGUAGAGGCAAACGCGAGACUCGCGCUGCGGCGGGGGAUGAAGCCUACAAAGUAGAAGGACCACCUCGAGAUGAUCCUCAUUUGAACGAGGACGCGUUGCAAGAGGAAGCAGUUCCUAACACUGACCUACCCAGCUCAGAUGCGCAGACCACUGGAGCUCAGCAAGCUUCCCAUAUGGUUGUGCCAACUGCAGCACUUCAACCACUUUUAAUUGACAAGUCGACUCAGAAAAAGCAUCAUUUGAGAGUUGUGAGUUCUCUCAAAUUGCCCAGGUCUACGGCUGCGGCAUCAAUGGGUGGAUUCUCGCAUGGCGCUUCAUUUCCCGCGCCUGACUUAUCCAAGACACCUGGUCGCAAUCCCAUUCCGCCAUCGGCUGGUGACCCGAAAGGCAAAGCCUCGGGCAAAAAGCGUGACCUGGCAAUCACGGCAUCAGCAGUCGGAACCUCGCAGAAUGAUUCAUCUUCUGUGACUGGCUUGUCCAAAAUGCUCAGCAGUAAUAUCGCCGCUGUAGAAGCCAGCAGCCCGAAGGAUGGAAGCAUUCCCAGUGCAGGAAUUGCCAGCAUGCUCGUGUCUCCGAAGAUUGUGAUAUCAAAACCAGAAGAAGACACCCGGCGCGACAUUGCAGAAACUCCCGAUAUGCCAAAUUAUCAUGACUCUUCAAGCUCUCAAGACCAAGUGGCGUCUUCGCGGACUGCAGUGCCCUCGGGCAAGGGAAUUGACAGAGAGCUAUCGCUCUACUCUACCGCAUCAAUUCCUUCGUCUAGUGGAUACUCCAUGACUUCUAUCCAGUCAGAGUCGCCCUACUCUACCGCACCAACUCCGUCGUCGAGUGGAUACUCCAUGACUUCUAUCCAGUCAGAGUCACCCUACUCUACCGAACCAACUCCGUCGUCCAGUGGAUAUUCCAUGAUCUCCAGCACGUCCGCGACUGGGCAAAACACUCCUACCCAGAAGGGUCCUGUUUUCUGGGAUAUCACUACCGAAGGGUUUCCGUGUGCCAAAUCAGGCUGUGAUAAGACAUGUGCCCAAUGGGACGGUCAAUCUUGCAUUUGCCCUGCUUGUGGGCCUUUGUCAAAGAUCAGAUAUUGCAAAAAGGAACACCUGCGUGAAGCCGUGCGGGAACAUUGGCCAGUCUGCGGCUACUACCCGUUCCAACGCCAUAUCAAAAAAUCCUCAAUCCAGGAUGAAGUCAUGGCCGGACCGCCCAUGAUCCCGGCUAUUGAAGAGAGUACUUCCCUUGAGCGUCAUCGCCAGGCAUUGUGGCUCAGCACUGCUCUGUCAGAAGGUGAUUAUUUUAUCUUCAAUGACCGAGCCGAGCGAAUCAGGAUGAGCCUAGCAGUAGGACAUCCGGAUGUGCGAUGCACAGGAAAGCUCCUGUUGGCCGUUCAAUGGUCCAGCCCAGCAGAACAGGACAGAUUCCGCCGACUCCUUGCGGUGAGCCUUUUUGCCUCUGAGGAAUCCGAUCACAUAAUGAGCUACCUCUACAAAAUGAUCCGUGACAACCUUCUUAGUCAAGGAUCAUGGACACGCGAGGUGGAGGCGAACUUAUGGGAGCAGUUAUGGCUGGAGACCGAGGUGGACUUUCAGAGAGGUCUCACACACGCUUGCAUCACCGAGUGGACUGGUGCUCCUCCGCGUAACUGCCCGGAUUCAUCCUGCGUCGCUGAACGCGAGAAAAUGAUCAUUGAUUAUGGCAUUCAGUCAGGCUUUGAACAGCUUUGCCAAUUCAUGGAGUCACAGUAUUGGAUCCUGCGCGCCAAUCGAGUCACGCACCCCACCUGCAAAAGCAUUGAAGGUCGGAUCCUAGGGGAAGGAUAUGGUGAUUGGGUUGCUGUGCAGGACCGACGUCUUUUUCGUCGCGGUGAGGGUUGGGAUGGGGUUGGAACCGGUCCGAUGGAGCAUGAAGGCCGGAACUGA
This is a messenger RNA of Penicillium longicatenatum, 2535 nucleotides long. RefSeq lists its product as uncharacterized. The record is from RefSeq and is a predicted model, not a curated record. The transcript has 3 exons. NCBI's taxonomy places the organism in Eukaryota, Fungi, Ascomycota, Eurotiomycetes, Eurotiales, Aspergillaceae. Bases 1 to 2535 code for a protein of 844 amino acids.